AUGGAGAAGUCCAGGAGAUACGCGAGUCUGCUCAAAAUGAUCGCGCGAAACGGAUUCCAAAAAUACCGACUGCAGCAAAUACUGGAUAACAUGUACAAGGCAAAAAUUACCACCGUAAGUAAAAUGAAAAAUGUUCCUACUAAUAUAAGAAGAGAAAUGAAGAAAAUCUUUAAUGAAAAUUUGCUAAGUAUAAAACCUCUGAAGGAGUACAAAUUUGAUAGAGCAUACAAGGUCCUAUUUGAGUGUAAGGAUAAAGAAAAAAUAGAAGCCACCUCUUUAGAUUUUGGCUCUCACAAAUCCUUGUGCAUAUCAAGUCAAAUAGGUUGUUCCUUUGCAUGUAAAUUUUGUGCCACUGGUCAGAUAGGCAUAAAAAGGCAACUCGAAUUAGACGAAAUAACAGACCAGCUUUUAUAUUUUCAAUCAAAAAAUGAAAAUGUAAAAAAUGUCUCCUUUAUGGGAAUGGGCGAACCACUAGCCAAUCCACAUGUUUUUGAGGCCAUUCAUUUUUUCAACAAUGUUAAUUUAUUUUCCUUAUCAAGUAGACGUAUAAAUAUUUCCACCGUGGGACUUCUCCCUGGAAUUAAAAAAUUAAAUGAUAUUUUCCCUCAAGUUAAUUUAUCCUUCUCUUUACAUUCUCCAUUUUCUGAAGAAAGAGACAAACUUGUACCCAUUAAUAAAUUGUUUCCUUUCCACGAGGUGUUUGAUUUGCUAGACAGUAGAAUAGAACGGACAGGCAGACGCGUGUGGAUUAGCUACAUCCUCCUUAAGGAUGUGAAUGACUCCAAGGACCACGCAGAGGCGCUUUGCAAUCACAUACACCAGCGCCCCCGCGCCGUCAGGUACCUCUACAAUGUGUGUUUAAUUCCCUACAACAAAGCAAAAAAUGUUGAAGAGAACUUCCACAGAGUGGACGAGGAAGACAAAAUCCUUCAGUUCGAGAAAGUGUUGAGGAAGCAUGGAAUAUCAUUUUUCUACAGGUUCAAAAUGGCAGGAAUGUGGAGCAGACAAUUUGUCUUCCCAUGA
Plasmodium fragile is the source of this 1023-nucleotide messenger RNA. Its product is annotated as 23S rRNA methyltransferase. The coding region runs from base 1 to 1023 and encodes 340 amino acids. The record is from RefSeq and is a predicted model, not a curated record. Gene Ontology annotation, molecular function: iron-sulfur cluster binding; RNA methyltransferase activity. NCBI's taxonomy places the organism in Eukaryota, Apicomplexa, Aconoidasida, Haemosporida, Plasmodiidae. Gene Ontology annotation, biological process: tRNA methylation; rRNA base methylation. The transcript is spliced from 3 exons.